Messenger RNA from Mandrillus leucophaeus (drill), 7872 nucleotides. RefSeq names its product low density lipoprotein receptor-related protein 4 (gene LRP4). The record is from RefSeq and is a predicted model, not a curated record. NCBI's taxonomy places the organism in Eukaryota, Metazoa, Chordata, Mammalia, Primates, Cercopithecidae. Gene Ontology annotation, molecular function: protein binding; calcium ion binding. The transcript has 36 exons. Gene Ontology annotation, biological process: canonical Wnt signaling pathway; receptor-mediated endocytosis involved in cholesterol transport; Wnt signaling pathway involved in somitogenesis.
AUGGGACUUGGCCAGGCAGAUAGCUCGAUGCUCAAUAGGGAAGCCCAGCUGCGUGCUGCUGAAGCCGGGGGAGGGGCUGCAUCUGCCAGCCUUCCUCAAGGCUGUGGCCUGUGCCACAGACAGGAAGGCCCUGGCAGGUCCCAGUUCCUCUGCCCUGAGGUGGCCUUGGGGACUCAUAGCAGCCCACCCUGCUUCCUGCUCCCCUCCCUCACUGAUUCCUCUUCCCUCUGCCCAGGCCUGGCCAGCAGCCCCGAGUGUGCUUGUGGUCGGAGCCACUUCACAUGUGCAGUGAGUGCUCUUGGCGAGUGUACCUGCAUCCCUGCCCAGUGGCAGUGUGAUGGAGACAACGACUGCGGGGACCACAGCGAUGAGGACGGAUGUAUGCUACCUACCUGUUCCCCUCUCGACUUUCACUGUGACAAUGGCAAGUGCAUCCGCCGCUCCUGGGUGUGUGACGGGGACAACGACUGUGAGGAUGACUCGGAUGAGCAGGACUGUCCCCCCCGGGAGUGUGAGGAGGACGAGUUUCCCUGCCAGAACGGCUACUGCAUCCGGAGUCUGUGGCACUGCGAUGGUGACAAUGACUGUGGUGACAACAGCGAUGAGCAGUGUGACAUGCGCAAGUGCUCCGACAAGGAGUUCCGCUGCAGUGACGGAAGCUGCAUUGCUGAGCACUGGUACUGCGACGGUGACACUGACUGCAAAGAUGGCUCCGAUGAGGAGAGCUGUCCCUCAGCAGUGCCAGCACCCCCCUGCAACCUGGAGGAGUUCCAGUGUGCCUAUGGCCGCUGUAUCCUCGAUAUCUACCACUGCGAUGGCGACGAUGACUGCGGAGACUGGUCGGACGAGUCUGACUGCUCCUCCCACCAGCCCUGCCGCUCUGGGGAGUUCAUGUGUGACAGCGGCCUGUGCAUCAAUGCAGGCUGGCGCUGCGAUGGUGACGCGGACUGUGAUGACCAGUCUGAUGAGCGCAACUGCACCACCUCCAUGUGUACAGCAGAACAGUUUCGCUGUCGCUCAGGCCGCUGCGUCCGCCUGUCCUGGCGCUGUGAUGGGGAGGACGACUGUGCGGACAAUAGCGAUGAAGAGAACUGUGAGAAUACAGGAAGCCCCCAGUGUGCCUCGGACCAGUUCCUGUGUUGGAAUGGGCGCUGCAUUGGGCAGAGGAAGCUGUGCAAUGGGGUCAACGACUGUGGUGACAACAGCGACGAAAGCCCACAGCAGAAUUGCCGGCCCCGGACGGGUGAGGAGAACUGCAAUGUUAACAACGGUGGCUGUGCCCAGAAGUGCCAGAUGGUGCGAGGGGCAGUGCAGUGUACCUGCCACACAGGCUACCGGCUCACAGAGGAUGGGCACACGUGCCAAGAUGUGAAUGAGUGUGCCGACGAGGGGUAUUGCAGCCAGGGUUGCACCAACAGCGAAGGGGCUUUCCAGUGCUGGUGCGAAACAGGCUAUGAACUACGGCCCGACCGGCGCAGCUGCAAGGCUCUGGGGCCAGAGCCUGUGCUGCUGUUCGCCAAUCGCAUCGACAUCCGGCAGGUGCUGCCGCACCGCUCUGAGUACACGCUGCUGCUUAACAACCUGGAGAACGCCAUUGCCCUUGAUUUCCACCACCGCCGCGAGCUUGUCUUCUGGUCAGACGUCACCCUGGACCGGAUCCUCCGUGCCAACCUCAACGGCAGCAACGUGGAGGAGGUUGUGUCUACUGGGCUGGAGAGCCCAGGGGGCCUGGCUGUGGAUUGGGUCCAUGACAAACUCUACUGGACCGACUCAGGCACCUCAAGGAUUGAGGUGGCCAAUCUGGACGGGGCCCACCGGAAGGUGCUGCUGUGGCAGAACCUGGAGAAGCCCCGCGCCAUUGCCUUGCAUCCCAUGGAGGGUACCAUUUACUGGACAGACUGGGGCAACACCCCCCGUAUUGAGGCCUCCAGCAUGGAUGGCUCUGGACGCCGCAUCAUUGCUGAUACCCAUCUCUUCUGGCCCAAUGGCCUCACCAUCGACUAUGCUGGGCGCCGUAUGUACUGGGUGGAUGCUAAGCACCAUGUCAUUGAGAGGGCCAAUCUGGAUGGGAGUCACCGUAAGGCUGUCAUUAGCCAGGGCCUUCCGCAUCCCUUCGCCAUCACAGUGUUUGAAGACAGCCUGUACUGGACAGACUGGCACACCAAGAGCAUCAAUAGCGCUAACAAAUUUACGGGGAAGAACCAGGAAAUCAUUCGCAACAAACUCCACUUCCCUAUGGACAUCCACACCUUGCACCCGCAGCGCCAACCUGCAGGGAAGAACCGCUGUGGGGACAACAACGGAGGCUGCACGCACCUGUGUCUGCCCAGUGGCCAGAACUACACCUGUGCCUGCCCCACUGGCUUCCGCAAGAUCAGCAGCCACGCCUGUGCCCAGAGUCUUGACAAGUUCCUGCUUUUUGCCCGAAGGAUGGACAUCCGUCGAAUCAGCUUUGACACAGAGGACCUGUCUGAUGAUGUCAUCCCACUGGCUGACGUACGCAGUGCUGUGGCCCUUGACUGGGACUCCCGGGAUGACCACGUGUACUGGACAGAUGUCAGCACUGAUACCAUCAGCAGGGCCAAGUGGGAUGGAACAGGACAGGAGGCUCUUGUGUUGGCCAUGGAAGGUAAGAGGGUGAAUGAACAAGACUAGAAUUAAUCUCUGUAUCCCUUCUUGGUAGGUACAGACCGGAUUGAAGUAGCCAACACAGAUGGCAGCAUGAGAACAGUACUCAUCUGGGAGAACCUUGAUCGUCCUCGGGACAUUGUGGUGGAACCCAUGGACUUUGUUGAAGAUGACACAGUGUUGGGGCCCUGGCAGGUACUGAUCGGAAGCCAGCUCCCCCACCCAUUUGGGCUGACCCUCUAUGGAGAGCGCAUCUAUUGGACUGACUGGCAGACUAAGAGUAUACAGAGCGCUGACCGGCUGACAGGGCUGGACCGGGAGACUCUGCAGGAGAACCUGGAGAACCUGAUGGACAUCCAUGUCUUCCACCGCCGCCGGCCCCCAGUGUCUACACCAUGUGCUAUGGAGAAUGGCGGCUGUAGCCACCUGUGUCUUAGGUCCCCAAAUCCAAGCGGCUUCAGCUGUACCUGCCCCACAGGCAUCAACCUGCUGCCUGAUGGCAAGACUUGCUCACCAGGCAUGAACAGUUUCCUCAUCUUCGCCAGGAGGAUAGACAUUCGCAUGGUCUCCCUGGACAUCCCUUAUUUUGCUGAUGUGGUGGUACCAAUCAACAUUACCAUGAAGAACACCAUUGCCAUUGGAGUAGACCCCCAGGAAGGAAAAGUGUACUGGUCUGACAGCACACUGCACAGGAUCAGCCGUGCCAAUCUGGACGGUUCACAGCACGAGGACAUCAUCACCACAGGGCUACAGACCACAGAUGGGCUCGCGGUGGAUGCCAUUGGCCGGAAAGUGUACUGGACAGACACGGGAACAAACCGGAUUGAAGUGGGCAACCUGGACGGGUCCAUGCGGAAAGUGUUGGUGUGGCAGAACCUUGACAGUCCCCGGGCAAUCGUACUGUACCAUGAGAUGGGGUUUAUGUACUGGACAGACUGGGGGGAGAAUGCCAAGUUAGAGCGGUCCGGAAUGGAUGGCUCAGACCGCACAGUGCUCAUCAGCAACAACCUAGGAUGGCCCAAUGGACUGACUGUGGACAAGGCCAGCUCCCAACUGCUGUGGGCCGAUGCCCACACCGAGCGAAUUGAGGCUGCUGACCUGAAUGGUGCCAAUCGGCAUACGUUGGUGUCACCGGUGCAGCACCCAUAUGGCCUCACCCUCCUCGACUCCCAUAUAUACUGGACUGACUGGCAGACCCGGAGCAUCCACCGUGCCGACAAGGGUACCGGCAGCAAUGUUAUCCUCGUGAGGUCCAACCUGCCAGGCCUCAUGGACAUCCAGGCUGUGGACCGGGCACAGCCACUAGGUUUUAACAAGUGUGGCUCGAGAAAUGGCGGCUGCUCCCACCUCUGCUUGCCUCGGCCUUCUGGCUUCUCCUGUGCCUGCCCCACUGGCAUCCAGCUGAAGGGAGAUGGGAAGACCUGUGAUCCCUCUCCUGAGACCUACCUGCUCUUCUCCAGCCGUGGCUCCAUCCGGCGUAUCUCACUGGACACCAGUGACCACACCGAUGUGCACGUCCCUGUUCCUGAGCUCAACAAUGUCAUCUCCCUGGACUAUGACAGCGUGGAUGGAAAGGUCUAUUACACAGAUGUGUUCCUGGAUGUUAUCAGGCGAGCAGACCUGAAUGGCAGCAACAUGGAGACAGUGAUCGGGCGUGGGCUGAAGACCACUGAUGGGCUGGCAGUGGACUGGGUGGCCAGGAACCUGUACUGGACAGACACAGGUCGAAAUACCAUUGAGGCAUCCAGGCUGGAUGGUUCCUGCCGCAAAGUGCUGAUCAACAAUAGCCUGGAUGAGCCCCGGGCCAUUGCUGUUUUCCCCAGGAAGGGGUACCUCUUCUGGACAGACUGGGGCCACAUUGCCAAGAUCGAACGGGCGAACCUGGACGGUUCUGAGCGGAAGGUCCUCAUCAACACAGACCUGGGCUGGCCCAACGGCCUCACCCUGGACUAUGAUACCCGCAGAAUCUACUGGGUAGACGCCCAUCUGGACCGGAUCGAGAGUGCUGACCUCAACGGGAAACUGCGGCAGGUCUUGGUCAGCCAUGUGUCCCACCCCUUUGCCCUCACACAGCAAGACAGGUGGAUCUACUGGACAGACUGGCAGACCAAGUCAAUCCAGCGUGUUGACAAAUACUCAGGCCGGAACAAGGAGACAGUACUGGCAAAUGUGGAAGGACUCAUGGAUAUCAUCGUGGUUUCCCCUCAGCGGCAGACAGGGACCAAUGCCUGUGGCGUGAACAAUGGUGGCUGCACCCACCUCUGCUUUGCUAGAGCCUCGGACUUCGUAUGUGCCUGUCCUGACGAACGUGAUAGCCGGCCCUGCUCUCUUGUGCCUGGCCUGGUACCACCAGCUCCUAGGUCCACUGGCAUGAGUGAAAAGAGCCCGGUGCUACCCAACACACUACCUACCACCUUGCAUUCUUCAACCACCCGGACCCGCAUGUCUCUGGAGGAGGUGGAAGGAAGAUGCUCUGAAAGGGAUGCCAGGCUGGGCCUCUGUGCACGUUCCAAUGAGGCCGUUCCUGCUGCUCCAGGGGAAGGACUUCAUAUCAGCUACGCCAUUGGUGGACUCCUCAGUAUUCUGCUGAUUUUGGUGGUGAUUGCAGCUUUGAUGCUGUACAGACACAAAAAAUCCAAGUUCACUGAUCCUGGAAUGGGGAACCUCACCUACAGCAACCCCUCCUACCGAACAUCCACACAGGAAGUGAAGAUUGAAGCAAUCCCCAAACCAGCCAUGUACAACCAGCUGUGCUAUAAGAAAGAGGGAGGGCCUGACCAUAACUACACCAAGGAGAAGAUCAAGAUCGUAGAGGGAAUCUGCCUCCUGUCUGGGGAUGAUGCUGAGUGGGAUGACCUCAAGCAACUGCGAAGCUCACGGGGGGGCCUCCUCCGGGAUCAUGUAUGCAUGAAGACAGACACAGUGUCUAUCCAGGCCAGCUCUGGCUCCCUGGAUGACACAGAGACGGAGCAGCUGUUACAGGAAGAGCAGUCCGAGUGUAGCAGCGUCCAUACUGCAGCCACUCCAGAAAGACGAGGCUCUCUGCCAGACACGGGCUGGAAACAUGAACGCAAGCUCUCCUCAGAGAGCCAGGUCUAAAUGCCCGCAUUCUCUUCCCUGCCUGCCUGUUCCUUCUCCUUUAUGGACGUCUAGUCCUUGUGCUUGCUUACACCGCAGGCCCCUCUUCUGUGUGCUCGUCCUCCUCCUCCUCCCACCCCAUAACUGCUCCUAAGCCCUCACUGGAGCUGUUUACCACCUGAGUCCAUAACUACCUGUGCACAACAAAUGAUGGCACAUCUCGAGAAUUUAGACCUGGAUUUUACCAUGAACCUCACAUCUUGUACUCCGUCCUGGGCCCCCUGAAACUGCUUAUUCAUGAUUCCUCGCCAGCGUAGAGCUCCACCUCCCCUUCCCCCGGUACCCUCAGUGCCUGCUUCUCAGUGCUGAUGCAGCUGAUGACCCAGGACUGUGCUCUGCCCCAGCACAGCCAGCAUGACUGCUUCUCUGAGAGAACUUGCCCAUCAGAGGCUGGGACAAGGGGGUGUGGGUAAAGAGGGAUGAAGGAUAGAGGCUGAGAGAAGAAGGAAAAGUCAGCCCAGCAGGUAUGGGCAUCUGGGAACCUUCAGCCUCAAGUGUGUUGGUAACAUGAAAAAGCUUUGGUGGGUAGUUGGGUCUGGGUGUCUGGUCCAUUGCUGGCAGUGGACAUUAUUCUUGCCCUAAGAGUCACUGCCUUUUCAGCAGCAGAUACUGGUAAGAUGGGGGUGGCUCAAGCUGUUCUUCCUCCUGCUAGAAUGUGUGGAGCUCUUUCUACCUUCGGAUAACUGGGGCCCCUAUCACGAGGCUACUGGCUAAUAUGAAUUCCCUCCUGGUGCCACCACUGGCCAGUAUCUUUCCUAAGUCUUUGAUCAGAGUAACCAGGUUGUGAGCCAGUGGCUUGAGUGAAUGUUAGGCCUUGGGGGCUGAGUCUCUGAAAAGUCUAAGAAGCUCUGCCUAGACCAAACAUGGUAUACCACCUGAACCCUCUCUCCCUCAUUCCCUGGGAUUCUAGGGAAGAGACCUAGAAACAAGCUUUCAAAGAAAAACCAGAAGUUGUCAUAAAUGGUCAGAAAGAACAAUCAGGUUGGAGACUUGGGACACCCAGGGCCUAAAGAGAAGUAUCCAUGAGGGUCAAACUUCCUGUUGAACUUCCUGUGUUCUUUCUCAAGUGCUCAGGGAUCUAAAUUAGUGGACAGCGAGCCUGUGGCUGUGGGGUGGUGACGUUCCUUUUCCAGCUGUCUCCUCAGCUAAGGGGCUUGGUUUCCGUGUGGGAUGCCAUCACUUGGUUCAUGCUCAUUCACACAAAGGGCAUGUGUCUCAGCCUAGUAUGAGGGAAACUGAGACUUAUUUUUGCCCUAAAACGUCUCCCUAGUUGUUCUUCAUGGGUUGGUUUGUUUUUUUGUUUUUUUUUUUCCGUUUGUUUUUUGCCUAAUUUGCUUUUUCUGACCAAGCCUUGUGGCACCAGCAAUCUCCAAAGUCCUGUGGUGGGAGGGCCGAAUAAAUAAAGAUGCAAAGAGGUGGGCAAGGAGUAGGAAGGUAGAGAGCACCACUGAUGAGGCCCUCCUAGCCCAUGGCAGACCCAGACCUCUUCUCCCCCAGGAAUUAGAAGUGGCAGGAGAGGACAACAGGGGCUGGGAAUGGAGGGGAGAAUUUCUAGGGGAAGUUUCCUGAGUUGAAACUUCUCCUGUGGUUACUGGUAUUGAGAAAUCAGCUACCAAACAUGGGUGAAAAAGGACAAGAUCAAGUCAGUUCUAAGACUGCUAGAGAGAGAUACCAAGCCCUUAGCCUUGCUCUCAGUAGCAUCAGCCCCAGGUCUGAGCUUCCCCACAUUACAGCCUCCCCACAUUACACUUGACAAAGCAGUAAAGGAGGGAGCACUUUGGGUCCUGACACUCAUGUCUGGGGAGGAAGAGCAAGUAGAAAAGUGGCAUUUCCUUAAUUGGAAAGGGGGAAGGAUCUUAUUGCACUUGGGCUGUUCAGAAUGUAGAAAGGACAUAUUUGAGGAAGUAUCUAUUUGAGCACUGAUUUACUCUGUAAAAAGCAAAAUCUCUCUGUCCUAAACUAAUGGAAGCGAUUCUCCCAUGCUCAUGUGUAAUGGUUUUAACGUUACUCACUGGAGAGAUUGGACUUUCUGGAGUUAUUUAACCACUAUGUUCAGUAUUUUAGGACUUUAUGAUAAUUUAAUAUAAAUUUAGCUUUUCUUAAUCA